Candida albicans SC5314 is the source of this 1425-nucleotide messenger RNA. It is a transcript of the gene HYS2, whose product is annotated as DNA-directed DNA polymerase delta subunit. The record is from RefSeq and is a predicted model, not a curated record. Bases 1 to 1425 code for a protein of 474 amino acids. NCBI's taxonomy places the organism in Eukaryota, Fungi, Ascomycota, Pichiomycetes, Serinales, Debaryomycetaceae. The transcript has a single exon. Gene Ontology annotation, molecular function: DNA binding. Gene Ontology annotation, cellular component: delta DNA polymerase complex. Gene Ontology annotation, biological process: DNA strand elongation involved in DNA replication; DNA replication.
AUGUCAUCUUCACAGUUUUACAAUAAAGGAGUUGAUGAAUCCGUAGUAUCUAGACAAGAGAUUGAAGAGUUUACUAAAAGAAAUGAAUUUUUCCUUAAACCAAGCAGCAGGAAAUAUGCCAAACAAUAUUUUUCCAUGUACCAAUACCGUUUAAAGAACUUAAGAGAUCGAGUUCAUAAGACUGCCAUGGAAAAAUGGGGUCACGGAACCAAGAAAAUAAAUGGGAAUACCAUUGAAAAGCAAGAUAAAAUAUUAGAUAUUGCUAGUGGGAAAUUAUGUUGGGUAAUCGGAACCGUGUUUUGCGAUGCCAAAUACAAACUUGAUAUCUUGAAUGAUGUUGAAAAAGGUACAGAUGACGUUUUACCAUUGGAGCCUGUAACUUAUGUGAACGAGGAUGAACAACCAAUUGUAAUGCUUGAAGACGAGUCAGGAAGAGCUAUUUUGAAUAACGAUAACUUUUUGGCAAAGAAUUUAUUGGUCACUGGCUGUAUAGUGGCCGUAUUGGGUAUUGAAAUACAAGCAGGGAUAUUUGAAAUAAUGGAUAUUGCAUAUCCAGAUUGUGCACCACAGAAACCUUUACCACUUGGAGAAAACAAAAGAGGGAAAAUAGCCUUAGUGUCGGGAUUAAAUAUCGGGGACGAAGGUCAUUACGAUUUGAAAUUGGAACUUUUGAAGCAGUACCUUUUAGGAGAACUCGGAAAUGCCGAAGAUAAAUUGGAUGGCAGCCUAAUCUCCCAGUUGAUAAUUGCUGGCGACUCUAUUAUGCCUAUACAGAAUUUAAGAGCAGAGAUGGAUUUGAAAAACUUUGUCACUACAAAUAAUUAUGGAUCAAAGAAUAUUUCCAAGUAUAAUGUUGAGAGUUUUAAGAAACUUGACGAAUUCUUAACCGACAUUCUUGUGAGUUUACCAGUCGCUGUAAUGCCAGGAAAGAAUGAUCCAGCAGAAAUAUGUUUGCCUCAGCAGCCAUUACACAGGUCGCUUUUCAAAAACAACUCGUCACUUCUCGAUGGGAAUCGAUUGACGAGAUUGACAAAUCCUCAAUGGAUUGAUGCACAAACUGUCAAGAUACUAGGAACAAGUGGCCAAAAUGUGGAUGAUAUCCAGAAAUACAUUGUACCUAAAAAAGAUCACCAAUUUACCUCAAUUGAAAUUAUGGAAAACAAUAUCAAGUGGCAAAACUUUGUCCCUACAGCACCAGAUACUUUAUAUUGCUACCCGUAUGAAAAUUAUGAUCCAUUCAUUUUCUCUGAUGAUUUACCACACGUGUAUUUUGUUGGUAACCAGCAACAAUUUGACAGCAAACUCUUUGAACACGAUGGUGUUAAUGUUAGACUAAUAUCCAUCCCAAAGUUUAAAGAAUCUGGUCAAUUUGUUUUACUUGAUUUGGAUACCUUGGAGACUGAAGUAGUCACCAUAGAGAUUUAG